AAGAAAGCCGCGGGAGAGACGGACCUUGAGGACCCCCUCGUAGUCAUGCCCGAGGGGAAACACGACUACAACCUCAAAACCUUCUUCCCCCUCUUCUCAACCUACAUCUACGCCCUCAUCACAGACGCAGCCUCCCUCUCCUACGCCACGCAAGCCGUACUACGCGACUUCGCAGCAGACGGAGUCCGCUACCUCGAGCUCCGCACCACCCCACGCGCGACCUGUAACCCGACCGACGGCUCCGAGCGCCUCAGCAGGGAAUCCUACGUCCGCACCGUCCUGGCCGCGAUCACCUCGUACGAAAAAAACGACACGGACCGACGGGACCAGGACACCCUCCGCACCAAGUUGAUCCUCAGCAUCGACCGCCGCGACGACCUCCCCACCGCGACGGAAACCGUCCGCCUAGCCGCCCGGCUCCGCGACGAAGAGGAGGACCAGGACCAGGACCACCCGGAGACUCGUGGACUCGUGGUCGGGGUAGACCUCUGCGGCGACCCCACGGCCCGCACGGCGCUCGACCCUUCGCCCCGGGGCGGUGUCGCCGAGUUGACGCCCGCUUUCGCCGAGGCUAGGAAACGGGGACUGCAUGUCGCUGUGCACUUUGCCGAGUCGGAGGCGUCGGGGACGGAUGAGGAGCUUGUUACGUUGCUCUCGUGGCGGCCGGGCCGGUUGGGGCACGUCAUUUGGCUGAGUGACCGGGUGAAGGAGCUUGUGCGGCGGCGCGGGGAAUGUGGGGAGGAGGAGGAGGAGGAGGAGGGGGGGAUCCGGGGGAUUGGGCUGGAGUUGUGCCUGAGUUGCAAUGUCCUCGCGGGCAUGACGAAGGGUCCCUUGGCAGGGUUUGCGGGACAUCAUUUUGGGGAGUGGUGGGGUGCGAAGGGAUGUUGGGUGUCUCUGGGGACAGACGACGUCGGCGUCUUCGGCAGCCCGCUAUCGAACGAAUACCGACUGGCCGCCGAGCACUUCAACCUCUCAAACGCGCAGGUAUGCGAGCUUGCAAGCCUGGGGAUCGAGUCCAUCUUUGGCGGGGAGGAGGAAAAGGCGCGACUAAGACGAAUCAUGUGGACGAGUGCUUAAGGGCCGAUACCGCAUGGGCCUGGUCUUGGGCAACAGCAAGCAUUCACUCAAGUGUGCGAUAGAUCCGAGAUAGAUGGUAGAAGCAGUCGAAGCUGGAUGUUGA
Sodiomyces alkalinus F11 is the source of this 1180-nucleotide messenger RNA. Its product is annotated as Metallo-dependent hydrolase. Gene Ontology annotation, biological process: adenosine catabolic process; inosine biosynthetic process. The record is from RefSeq and is a predicted model, not a curated record. Gene Ontology annotation, molecular function: adenosine deaminase activity. The coding region runs from base 46 to 1077 and encodes 343 amino acids. The transcript has 3 exons. NCBI's taxonomy places the organism in Eukaryota, Fungi, Ascomycota, Sordariomycetes, Glomerellales, Plectosphaerellaceae.